AUGCAGCGGCGGGGAGAGCCCGGUGCCGCGGGCUGUAGGUUCGCUCUGUCGGCGGAGCGCCCGGCGCGGGGCGGACGCGCCGUCGGGGCGCGCCCCGGCACCCCCACCCCGUUCCGCGGGCUGCGGGCGCAGGUGAGCGGCGUGCAGAAGCAGCGGCGGCUGGCGGCCAACGCGCGGGAGCGGCGGCGGAUGCACGGGCUGAACCACGCCUUCGACCAGCUGCGCAAUGUCAUCCCCUCCUUCAACAACGACAAGAAGCUCUCCAAGUACGAGACGCUGCAGAUGGCGCAGAUCUACAUCAGCGCCCUGGCCGAGCUGCUGCACGGCCCCGCCGCUCCUUCCGACGGCUCCGGCAAGGCCGAGCACCGCGGGGCCCCCUUCGAGCCGCCCUGCGCCGCCGCCGGGGCCGGAGCUCCGCCGGGGCCGCCGGCGCCGCCGCCGGGGCCGCCCAGAGCGUCUCCCCCCGGGCACGGCCGGACUCGCUUCCCCCCGCCGCCGGCCGCGGGGGGCUACUCGGUGCAGCUCGACCCGCUGCACUUCUCCUUUGCGGAGGGCGCCCUGAUGGGACAGAGAGCCCCUUCCCCCGCCCUCCUCCUGCCGCAGCCCGGGCAGCCGCCGCAGGAGAGGAGCAAGACGUCGCCCCGGUCCCACAGGAGCGACGGGGAGUUCUCGCCCCGCUCCCACUACAGCGAUUCGGAUGAGGCCAGCUAA
Molecule: messenger RNA, 711 nt
Organism: Onychostruthus taczanowskii (white-rumped snowfinch)
Lineage: Eukaryota; Metazoa; Chordata; Aves; Passeriformes; Passeridae
Gene: ATOH1
Product: atonal bHLH transcription factor 1
Exons: 1
Coding region: 1-711 (236 amino acids)
Molecular function (GO): protein dimerization activity
Source: RefSeq, a predicted model, not a curated record